CAGGACUGACUGAAGUUCACAGUAUGAGUCUGAGUGUGGAUGAAGAGGAGGACGGAGCAGAGUUAUCCCAUUAUACAAACAGCGGUUUGUCCACAAAGGAACCUCCAGGGGACAGUAAUGAACCAGGACCUUCUGAUCCACAGGGUCAGUAUGACAGACCCAGAGCAGAGUCUCCAGUGUCCUCAUGUCUGUCCAUGAAGACUGACUGGUCCAGGGAAAAUCCUCCAAAGUUUAGUCCUGAACCUGGACCUUCAGACACAGAAGAGACGGAGAGGACUCAUGUUCCUGAGGUGGACCCACCGUCCUGUUCUUUGUGUCAGAAGGUCCAGAGUGAUCCAGUCCGGACCAGCUGUGGACACUGGUUCUGCAGACAGUGCAUCACUUCAUACUGGGACCAGUCUGGUUCAUCAGGAGACUCCUCCUGUCCCCAUUGUGAAGAAACGUUUAGAACGAGAGCUGACCUGCAGAUCCACAGCACUGUACAAAAUGAACAUAAACUCAGUCUGAGGAGCAGAUGUGAAUGUGUGACUGAAGGAACUGAUGAAACAGGAAGUAGAACCCGUCUAAACCGGAUCUUCACUGAGCUCUACAUCACAGAGGGAUGGAGCGAAGAUGUUAAUACCCAACAUGAGGUGAGGACGCUGGAGACAGUUUUCAAGAAGAUCAUCCAAGAAAGUCCAAUCAGGUGUCAAGACAUCUUCAAAGCCUUACCUGACCAGCAGAAACCCAUCAGAGUGGUUCUGACCAACGGCGUCGCUGGAGUUGGAAAAACCUUCUCGGUGCUGAAGUUCACUCUGGACUGGGCAGAGGGUUUAGAAAACCAGGACAUCAGUCUGGUGGUUCUGCUUUCCUUCAGAGAGCUGAACCUGGUCAGAGAUGAGCAGUACAGUCUGCUGACGCUGCUCCAUGUUUUCCAUCCAACAUUACAGAAGGUCACAGCAGAGCAGAUCACUGUCUGCAAACUUGUGUUCAUCUUGGACGGCCUGGAUGAAAGCAGACUUUCACUGGAUUUCCACAACUGUGAGGUUGUUUCAGACGUCACUCAGAAGUCAUCAGUCAAUGUACUGUUGACCAACCUCAUCAAGAGGAACCUGCUUCCAUCAGCUCUCAUCUGGGUAACAUCCAGGCCUGCAGCAGCCAAUCAGAUCCCUCCUUCAUGUGUGGACAGGGUAACAGAGGUCCGAGGCUUCACCACUGAUGACCAGAAGGAGGAGUACUUCAAGAAGAGAUCCACUGAUGAAGAUCUGUCCAACAAAAUGAUCUCACACAUCAAGACAUCCAGGAGCCUCCACAUCAUGUGUCAAAUCCCAAUCUUCUGCUGGAUCAGUUCUACAGUUCUGGAGCACAUGUUGACUUCAGAGCAGAGAGAAGAGCUGCCCAAGACCCUGACAGACCUGUACUCACACUUCAUCAUGGUCCAGACAAAGAGGAAGAAGAACAAGUACAAAAAAGGACAUGAAACAAGAUCAGGAGAGUUUACAAAGGCAGACAGGAAAGUCCUUCUGAAGUUGGGGAGGCUGGCGUUUGAACAACUGGAGAAAAGAAACAUGAUGUUCUACCAAGAAGACCUGGAUCAGUGUGGUCUGGACGUCACAGAGGCCUUGGUGUACUCAGGAGUUUGUACAGAGAUCUUCAAAGAAGAAACUGUGAUCUUCCAGAAAACAGUCUACUGCUUUGUUCAUCUGAGUGUUCAGGAGUUUCUGGCUGCAGUCUACAUCUACCACUGUUACACCAGCAACAAGACAGAAGUUCUGAAGAGGUUUUUGGGAGACCAGGACAAGGACUCAAAAUCACCUUUCAUGAAAAUUUUCACAGUCAGUGACAGCCUGGAUGUUUUCCUCAGAAAAACCAUGAAGAAAUCCCUUCAGAGUGAGAACGGACAUCUGGAUCUUUUUGUUCGUUUCCUUCAUGGCCUCUGUCUGGAGUCCAACCACAGACUUUUAGGAGGUCUGCUGGGUCAAAAAGAGAAGAGAGCAGAGAGCAUCCAUGAAGUCAUCAAGAACCUGAAGGAGAUGAACACUGAGGAUAUCUGUCCUGACAGAAGCAUCAACAUCUUCCACUGUCUGACGGAGAUGAAGGACCAAACAGUCCAUCAGGAGAUCCAAGAGUUUCUGAAGUCAGAGAAAAAGUCACAGAAGAAACUGUCUGAGAUCCAGUGUUCAGCUCUGGCCUACAUGUUGCAGAUGUCAGAGGAGGUUCUGGAUGAGCUGGACCUGAAGAAGUACAACACAUCAGAUGAAGGAAGACGGAGACUGAUUCCAGCUGUGAGGAACUGCAGAGAAGCUGAACUUUCUAACUGUGGACUCUCAGAGACUCACUGUGAAGUUGUGGCCUCAGCUCUGAAGUCUAAUCCUUCACAUCUGAGAUUGUUGGAUCUGAGUGACAACAACCUACAUGAUUCAGGAGUGAAACUGGCGUCUGGACUGGAGAGUCCAAACUGCAGACUGGAAACUCUGAGGAUGUGGAGAUGCAGUUUGUCAGAGAUCAGCUGUUCUUCUCUGGCCUCAGCUCUAAAGUCCAAUCCAUUCCAUCUGAUAAAACUGAGUCUGAGUGGAAACAACCUCCAGGAUUCAUCAGUGAAGGAGCUGUGUGAUUUCCUGCAGAGUUCACAUUGUAAACUACAGACACUGGGGUUGUGGAAAUGCAGUUUGUCAGAGAUCAGCUGUUCUUCUCUGGCCUCAGCUCUGAAGUCCAGUCCAUUCCAUCUGAUAAAACUGAAUCUGGGUGGAAACAACCUCCAGGAUUCAUCGGUGAAGGAGCUGUGUGGUUUCCUGCAGAGUCCACAUUGUAAACUACAGCAACUGGGGUUGAGGCAAUGCAGUUUGUCAGAGAUCAGCUGUUCUUCUCUGGCCUCAGCUCUGAAGUCCAGUCCAUUCCAUUUGACAUCACUGAGCCUAAGUGAAAACAACCUCCAGGAUUCAUCAGUGAAGGAGCUGUGUGAUUUCCUGCAGAGUCCACAUUGUAAACUACAGCAUCUGUGGUUCUGGAAAUGCAGUUUGUCAGAGAUCAGCUGUUCUUCUCUGGCCUCAGCUCUGAAGUCCAAUCCAUUCCAUCUGAUAGAACUGAAUCUGGGUGGAAACAACCUCCAGGAUUCAUCAGUGAAGGAGCUGUGUGGUUUCCUGCAGAGUCCACAUUGUAAACUACAGCAACUGGGGAUGUGGAGAUGCAGUUUAUCACAGAUCAGCUGUUCUUCUCUGGCCUUAGCGCUGAAGUCCAAUCCUUCACAUCUCAUAGACCUGCAUCUGGGUGGAAACGAGCUGAAGGAUUCAUCAGUGAAGGAGCUGUGUGAUGUCCUGCAGAGUCCAGAUUGUAAACUGAAGAUUCUGAGGUUGUGGGGCUGCGGUUUGUCCGAGGUCAGCUGUUCUUCUCUGGCCUCGGCGCUGACGUCCAAUCCAUCCCAUCUCACUCAGCUUUACCUGAGCAACAACCACCUCCAGGAUUCAGGAGUGAAGCUGUUGUGUGAUUUUCUGCAGAGUCCACGUUGUAAACUGCAGAUUCUGUGGUUGAUGGACUGCAGUUUGUCGAAGAGCAGCUGUUCUGUUCUGGCCUCAGCUCUGAAGUCCAAUCCUUGUCAUCUGAUGGAACUGGAUCUGGGUCAGAACCAACUCCGGGACUCAGACGUGGCGGAGCUGUGGGCUUUAGUGCUGUGUGCAGACUAUAAACUGCAGACUCUGAGAUGGAUUUCCUUUCUGUGAGUGAACCGUCCCCAUCAUCAGGGCAGUGUGAGGAUCAGCUGGAUCCUGUUGAUCUCCAGAUGUAAAAGCAGCAGCAGCAGCAGAUCAUCCUCCUUUCAUGUACAGUCAGUGAACCAGUGUGUUCUGUGGGUUACUGUGUGCUGCCACCCUGUGGACUAAAGGGGAAAUACACCUCAUUUAUACCUGGAAACCAAAGAGGCGACGUCAUCAGUUGUUACUUUACUUUAUGUCUGUGUCUUCUCAUUAUAUUGAACUUUAAUCUGUUUUUUUAAUGUUCUGAUGAGUCCAUUUAUCUUUAUUAUUACUUUCAGUUCAGAUGAAUCCUAAUGAAACAGAGUCAGUCAGAAAACAUUCUCAUGUAUUUCAUUUCUCAUUUUAGUAGAAGGACGAGUUGUCAGAUGUCAGUAAAGAGUUUCAUAUUUUCUUCCUUCACUUCCUUUGACCCACACAGAUGCAGAUGCAGAUCAGUGACAAAUCAAACCUUUCUGUUGUUUUGGUUUCAUUGUAUUAAGUCUGUCAUUGUUUUAUUGUAGAAAUCUGUUUAAAGUACAUUUUAGAGGCUGGACUUUGGAUCACACUGAGACUAGAACAGAAAAUAUUGAGGUGAAAAUCAGGUCAAUUGCCCAGAAUAUAAAAGUGUUUUCUAAUAAAUGAUCUGGUGUAUGUUCCUUUUUCAGUGGUUAUUGGAGAAAUGUUUUCACUGAUUGCAGUUCUUUGUUAAUGCCUAUUUUUCUUCCAGACUCUGAAA
This is a messenger RNA of Sphaeramia orbicularis (orbiculate cardinalfish), 4443 nucleotides long. Its product is annotated as NACHT, LRR and PYD domains-containing protein 12-like. NCBI's taxonomy places the organism in Eukaryota, Metazoa, Chordata, Actinopteri, Kurtiformes, Apogonidae. The record is from RefSeq and is a predicted model, not a curated record. Bases 24 to 3695 code for a protein of 1223 amino acids. Gene Ontology annotation, molecular function: protein binding. The transcript is spliced from 14 exons.